Zychaea mexicana is the source of this 459-nucleotide messenger RNA. RefSeq lists its product as uncharacterized. The transcript is spliced from 3 exons. The record is from RefSeq and is a predicted model, not a curated record. NCBI's taxonomy places the organism in Eukaryota, Fungi, Mucoromycota, Mucoromycetes, Mucorales, Lichtheimiaceae. Bases 1 to 459 code for a protein of 152 amino acids.
AUGAAAUACUCGACCGUUCUCGUUACUCUUGCCGCCUUUGCAUUGACCGUCUCGGCUGUCCCUGUUCCUGGCACUGAAGCUGACACUGGCGCUGGCACUGACACUGGCGCUGGCACUGGCACUGGCACUGGCACUGGCACUCAAGAUGCAAGUGGAAAUGGCAGCACAGGUCCCGUAAAUGGUGUCCUUAACAACCCUUUGAAGGGUGGUAUUCUUAACAAGAGCAAGCAGGAAAUCAUCAUCUACCAGUGCGCCCAGGCAAACAGUCAAACGGCCAAUGACAAUGGCUCCACAGACUCUGUCGACGGUAUUCUUAACAACCUUGCAGAGAAAGGUGUUCUGAACGAUACGGAAUACACCAUCAAGAUUGUCCAGGGCUGCCCUAGUGACGUUAUGGCAGCCAAUGGCAAUGGAGCAGCCAAUUGCAAUGGUGAAGGCUCUGAAGAUGAAGCCAACUAG